GAGGCGCCGCGUAGGCCGGGAGGCCGGGCCGGCGGGGCUGGGAGCUCGCGCCCCAUGCGCCGCCACCUCCCCCCACGAUGUUCCCCUCCCGGAGGAAAGCGGCGCAGCUGCCCUGGGAGGACGGCAGGUGGGAUGGUCCCCCUUGUCCAUCUCCCUGGUCUCUACCCUGCCCCCAGAAAGAGCUCAGAAGGCAAGAGAGAAUCUGUAGAGGUUCCAGUCUUCCCAGGCCAGUCCCAGGAUUGGGUCUCACAGCUCCCAACCGGAAACCCCCACCACCUGACAAAGGGGGGUCCAGUUUGCUUCCCCGAGGCCUCCCCCGGAAGUGCUCCGUCUUCCACCUCUUCGUUGCCUGUCUCUUAUUGGGCUUCCUCUCCCUGCUCUGGCUGCAGCUCAGCUGCUCUGGUGAUGUGGCCCGGGCAGCUAGGGGACAAGGGCAGGAAACCUCGGGCCCAACCCGGGCCUGCCCUCCUGAGCUGCCCCCUGAGCACUGGGAAGAAGACGCAUCAUGGGGCCCCCAUCGCCUGGCAGUGCUGGUACCCUUCCGGGAACGCUUUGAGGAGCUCCUGGUCUUUGUGCCCCACAUGCAUCGCUUCCUGAGCAAGAAAAAGAUCCAGCACCACAUUUAUGUGCUCAACCAGGUGGAUCAUUUCAGGUUCAACCGGGCGGCUCUCAUCAACGCGGGCUUCCUGGAGAGCAGCAACAGCACAGACUACAUCGCCAUGCAUGACGUGGACCUGCUCCCUCUCAACGAGGAACUGGACUAUGGCUUCCCCGAGGCUGGGCCCUUCCACGUGGCCUCCCCGGAGCUCCACCCGCUCUACCAUUACAAGACCUACGUGGGCGGCAUCCUGCUGCUCUCCAAGCAGCACUACCAGCUGUGCAACGGGAUGUCCAACCGCUUUUGGGGCUGGGGCCGCGAGGACGACGAGUUCUACAGGCGCAUUAAAGGAGCUGGGCUUCAGCUUUUCCGCCCCUCGGGAAUCACAACUGGAUACAAGACAUUUCGCCACCUGCAUGACCCAGCCUGGCGGAAGAGGGACCAGAAGCGCAUAGCAGCUCAAAAACAGGAGCAGUUCAAGAUUGACCGGGAGGGAGGCCUAAGCACCGUGAAGUACAGCGUGGAUUCCCGCACAACCCUGUCCGUGGGCGGGGCCCCCUGCACUGUUCUCAACAUCAUGUUGGACUGUGACAAGGCUGCCACCCCCUGGUGCACAUUUGGCUGAAUCAUCUGGACAGUCUGAAAGCCUGCACCCACAGGCCAUGCUGCUACUCAGGCCCUGGGCCCAGUUGCCACAGGAGGUGGGGGUGGCCUGAAGCAGUGGACAGUGAGCCACGUGUCUGCAGCAGCCUGAGGCAGUGAAGCCAGCACCGGACAUACGAGGACACCUGGAAUGCUGCUAGCAAUAAACAAUGAUGGAGAGAGGCCUCAUGUGGCUCCUGACUGGGACUCUCCACCCUGCCUACCUGCUCACCCUGCCCUGCCCUCUGGGUGCUGAUGGCUGCAGGCUUUGGUUCUUUCCCUGGACCCUCGUGCAGAGAUACAGUUUAGAAGCCGGCAGCUCACGUGGAUAGCCACUGUGAUUGUGAGGAUUAAAACUGCAAGAGCCAGUGCAAGCCAAUACUUGCUCCUGCAUGAUAGUUACCAUGCAGGAGUGUAGGCCUAGUGUUGCCAGAUCUGAUUUUUUUUUUAAAAAAGAAAUUAGAAUUCUGGAUUCUUAAGUGAAACAGUUAAUUUUUACAUGGUAACUAAUGGAAACUUUAAAAAGUAUGCCAGUCAAACAAAAUGUGUUUGGGCCAGUGGUUUGUCACCUGUUGCUGAGGGGAAGGGGAGGGGAAAAAGAUGAUCCCUCUUUUAGUUAUAACCUGGCAAGGACUCGGGGCAGGGUGGUGGGGAGAAGCACAAGAUUCCUGCUGCCUCCCCAAGUUCUUCAGGCUUUGCUACCCUUGUGGACAAACUGAUCACCAGCAGGGUCUGGUGGGGAGAAACUUUGGGAGGGAGCUUUGUCUUGCCUCUCUGAGAUGGACAGACAGAUCCACAGGACUGAGGAUAGGCAGACAGCAUCAGCAAUGGCUAAGUAGUGGCAUAUGGGAGGGAGAAGAUGGAGAAGGAGGGGAAACCAUGGACUGUCUUAUAACACGAGGGGAGAUGACACGUGUCACUGAAUGUCAAGGGAGAGGAGGAAAAAGGAGGUAAGGGAGACCAUGAAAUUGGGAGUGAGCUUAAGAAAGCCUCUGGAAAGAGGCUGAGGGCCAGUAAGACGGUGAGGAGUCCCUCAAGGUAGAUCACAGCUUCAAGUCAGUUAACUACUGGUGAUUUGGAGUGGAAGUCAGAGGAUUUGGGACCAGUUAAGCUCCUGAGAGCAGGUGAUACAUUGGAGAAGGUAAAAUUGAGCUCUCAGAUUUCAGAAGGAUGGUUUCAACCCAGCUACAGAAAGACUCCUCUAAGUGUGAACUUGAGACUCUGUGUACAAUUGUGCAGGUUGUAUGUUGUACGACUUGAAUGUUUUAAGUUGAGAUUUAAGCAAUGAGUGACGUGAAGCUACAGGAUCCACAUAACUGUUCAGACAUAAACAAGGGCCCUUGUGAUUAUAAAUUGACCUUGUCCAGCAAUUCAGCUUCACUCACUACAAUGAGAGGCAAACAGUCCUCAGAUACAGGCCAACGGUGGUAGGAGUAGCCUUCUCAUCUUGAGUGAGACCCAGGAGAGGAGUGUGGCACAUUGGCAGCAUUUUAUAGGCCAAUUUGAACAACUCUUAUAGUUGCCAAGUAGUAAGACUUAAAGGUGUGUGUGUUUUGGGGGAGGAGAGUGGGGGUGUGGGGAGAAUCCUUUCUUUUCAUCUGCACUGGGGAAGUGGAAUGAGCAGAAUAAAAUGGGAUGAUCUGACCUAGCUAGGAUGGGAUGCAUCUCUGCCCCCACAGCCCCUCACUCUCCAUGGUCACUGCAUCAACUCCAUUAUUCAGGUGCCAGUAGGUGCCUGGGCCAGGCCUGAUGCAGCUCCCCUCCCUCCCUCCGCCUGGGCCUCUGCCAGCCACUCCAGGAGGGUCAGCAAGGGCAAGAAGCUUCCUCAGUGUCUUGAUUGCUUCCUUGCUGAUAGAACUAACUUCCCUGCCUAGUUGGCCAGUGCGGAUGAACCUAGGACUUGGUUGCCACAGUUCAUGGCCAAGAUGGUGGUUAUAAUAAUAACUAGUACUUGUUGAACAUUCACUGCAUUGAAUAUUUGAAUCUUUACAUUGCAUAUUUCACUUGACCCUCUGUACUACUACUUCCGAGCUCACUCCCAGGUAUUAUAGAUGGUGAUGGUGAAGCACAGAGCAGUAGUAGCUUGUCUACGAUAACACAGCUGAUAGUGGAUACAGUGAGAUAGGAAUCCCUGGAACCUGCUCCUGACCUGUACAGCAGAGGUGCCUUCUCUCCACACCUUCCCUCCUCUUCCCAACUGGAGAAACCUGGCCAACAUGGUCUGCUGUUCCACUUCUGGAAUGAAAGCAAGACCAUGGGCUAAUCCGAAGUGUUUGCCCCUUUCCUCCUCUGGAGUAAGAUGCCGUUUUGGCUGCUGGAGAGGUCCCUUGGGGCACCAGCAGGACCCAAGAGCAUAGCACUGUGCUUGGGGAAGGCCUCUCCAAGGAGGUAAGGGCUUGCUGGUGGAGUCUGUUUGCCAGUCAAGGUGCAAAGGACUUCUGGAAGGAUCAGCAUGUGCGAGGCAGAGACUGGAGAGAGCAUAUUAUAUACAGGGACCUUGAGUGUUGCAGGCGCCCAAUACUAUGCCGAAGCUGGGGAAUGCAAGCAGCAGAGGGCAAGUUGGAGUUACUAUUGAGGCUCUGUGAAUGGCACAUUGAGUAACAGUAAAUGAGAGGAAGGUGGGUGUUAGCCCCUAGGGUCUGCAGGAGCCAGGACAAAUGGUAUGCCGUUGGACAUUCUCUUCAUAGAGGACCUGCUUCCCUGCCCACCUUUCCUGAAAGCCAAAUUGAUACACAUGACAUUUUUGUCAUCUCAACCCUCAUGCCUUAAAAGUGUUAGAAAGAAACUUUCUGCUUUAACACGUUAAGGUUUGGAUGGCAUCAUAUCCUUAAAAUAUGGAAAAAGCAAUUUCUUGGGCCCAUCAAGAAUCAAAGUUACAUAGAAGGGGAGGCAAAGCUAAGAGACAGACAUGAACGAACAGUCCAGGAAUACAGAUCCACUGAAGAGACUGACCUGAAAUUACAUAAUGCAUCCCCUUCCAUAAACCUUACCACCACGUCAACAAGUUCCAGUUUUACAAUAGAGUUAUAACUAAAAGAACUUCAAGGCAAGGCACAAGUUGUAUUUAAGAAGUUGUUUGGGAAACCUAGUCAGCAUAGUAGUAGUAUACCAAGGACAUUAAAGGAUUUAGAGCCACUGACAUGUAGAGCUACAGUAAUUGUUAAACUCAGUCCUGAAAACCAGUCUGGAUUUACCUUAAAUAAACUGAACAUGGAGCCUUCCUGGUGGC
Molecule: messenger RNA, 4469 nt
Organism: Condylura cristata (star-nosed mole)
Lineage: Eukaryota; Metazoa; Chordata; Mammalia; Eulipotyphla; Talpidae
Gene: B4GALT7
Product: xylosylprotein beta 1,4-galactosyltransferase, polypeptide 7
Exons: 7
Coding region: 78-1223 (381 amino acids)
Biological process (GO): carbohydrate metabolic process; proteoglycan biosynthetic process
Molecular function (GO): xylosylprotein 4-beta-galactosyltransferase activity
Source: RefSeq, a predicted model, not a curated record